AUAUGUAUCCUAACAGUAUGUGUUUGUGUGUGUGAGGUGUUUAUCAGUGUAUGGAUCAGCUCUCUGCAGGUGCAACAUUAAAACAAUUUUACACUGGAGUGUUUCCUCUCUCUGAACUCCUGUACACACACACACACACACACACACACACAGAGCUCUAGAGAGGGAGGUGGGGUUGUGUUGAUCAGUGCUGACGCUCUUUUGUUAAAUAUGGAGAAACAAAAAAUACCUCCUCUGAUUUGUCACUGAAAAUGUUUGAUGAUUUCCUCUCCUCUUUCUAAUAAGGUCAUAGUGAGUGUGAUUGGCGGCUGUGGGGUCUCUCUCUCUCUCUCUCUCUCUCUCAGGUUCUUCAGUCUCUCUGGGGGAGUGGAGGUGAAGCUUGUUCUGCUGAACGGAGUGUGUGCAGGUCAGAGGGAGAUGGACAGCUGUGUGCUUCUCAUUCUUCUGUCCUCCACAUUCACACUCUCCACAGCUGAUAGUGUGAGGUUGGUGGAUGGUGGGAGUCGCUGUGCUGGGAGAGUGGAGGUUAAUCGUGAUGGUCAGUGGGGAACAGUGUGUCGGUAUGACUGGGAUAUGAGAGAUGCUGCAGUCGUGUGUAAAGAGCUGGGCUGUGGAGAGGCUCUGAAUAUUAAUCAGUUUGGUCCUGGAUCAGGAUCAAUAUUGAUGGGAUAUGUGUGGUGUAGUGGAUCAGAGUCUUCACUGAAUAGAUGUAAUUUUGAUUCAUAUUAUACUAGACAAUACUGCACUUCUCAUGAUUUAGAUGCUGGAGUCACAUGUUCAGGAGAAAAACCCAGACUUGCUGAUGGUCCUCAUCUGUGCUCUGGGAGACUUGAGGUGAUUCUUAACACUCGCUGGAUCACAGUGUGCAAUGCUGACCAGCAGGAUGCAGAGGUUGUGUGUCGAGAGCUGGGCUGUGGUUCUCCUGUGGAGGUUCUGGGAGCAGCUGCUUUUGGAAGAGGGGAGGGUCAGGUGUGGUCAGAGGAGCUUCAGUGUAGAGGAAACGAAUCUCAGAUUCACUUCUGUCCAAAAUCAUCUUCAUUUAAACAAAACUGCUCCCAUGAUAAUGAUACUGGGAUAAUAUGUUCGGGUUACACUCAGGCUCGGUUGAUGAAUGGCUCAGACUCCUGUUCUGGUCGAGUGGAGCUCCAGUACCUCAGUGAGUGGGGUACAGUGUGUGAUGUAAGCUGGGAUAUGAGAGCUGCCAGUGUCCUCUGUGCUCAGCUGAAGUGUGGGAGUGCUGUGGCUGUGUUGGGGUCAGACUGGUUUGGGGAGGGGAGUGGCCAUAUCUGGGCUGAUGUGUUUGAUUGUCAGGGGAACGAAACACACCUGUCAAAAUGUCCCAUUUCAUCAUGGAGUCGAACUGCAUGCUCUCAUAAACAGGAUCCUGGAGUUAUCUGUAGUGGCACUAACCUAACAUAUCAUGAGGGUGCAGUGAGAUUGUCUGGAGGGAUGGAGUGUGAGGGGGAGGUGGAGGUGUUCUUCAGGCAGGACUGGAGGAGAGUUCUGCUGGACUCCUGGAAUGAGUCUGAGGCCUCUGUGGUCUGCAGACAGCUGGGCUGUGGUUCUGUACUCAACAUCUCCAGUUCCUCUUCAUCCAGUCCUGAACACAGCUACAUGUGUGUGACGGGUUCCAACUGCUCUGAGAGUGAAGCUCAUCUGAGGAACUGCAGCAGCUCACAAGCAGUUAACUGCAGCUCCAGAGAACAGCUCUACAUCACCUGCUCUGGUAAGUUUAACCGAGUCCACAGAUCCAUCAGGCUGGUUGGUUCUGGGGGAGAUUGUGCAGGAAGGCUGGAGGUUUUUCACAGUGGAUCAUGGGGGACAGUGAGUGAUGAAUUGUGGGAUAUUGAGGAUGCGCAGGUGCUCUGCAGACAGCUGCAGUGUGGAGUGGCCCUCAGUGAUCCGGUACCAGCCCGGUUUGGAUCUGGAACUGGAACCAUAUGGCUGAAUGAGGUGGAGUGUGAGGGGAACGAGGCGUCUCUGUGGAACUGCAGAUAUCAGCUGUGUGGAGAGGAUGAAUGUGCACACAAGGAUGAUGUAGGAGUCGUGUGCUCAGAGUAUAAAGAGAUCAGACUGACUGAGGGCUGUGAGGGGAAUCUGGAGGUGUUCUAUAAUGGAACCUGGGGGAAUGUGUGUGUAAACGGGAUGACUGAUGAAACAGCGAGUGUGAUUUGUCGAGAGCUGAACUGUGGAAGAUUUAAAAGUGAAAAAGCUACCAAAGCGAGAGUAGAAUCAGCUCCUAACUGGUUGGAUGAUGUGAAAUGUAGGAAACAUGACUCAACUCUGUGGCACUGUCCAUCUUCUCCCUUGGGAGAGAACUACUGUAAUAACAACAAUGAGGUGGCUCACAUUACCUGCUCAGAUAAGGAGAAUCUCAGUGUGUUAAGAAACCAUCUGAAAUGCUUUUCAACUCCCCGUCAGCAUCAGCGGAAGUGCUCAAAUCACCUGCCUCUCAGACUGAGAGAAGGCGUGGGAAGCUGUUCUGGAUGGCUGGAAGUGUAUUACAAUAAAACACCGGGGUCUGUCUGUGGUGAUCUGUGGGACAUCAGGGAUGCUCAGGUGGUCUGCAGGCAGCUGGGUUGUGGGCCGGCGCUGAGUGCUAAUAGAAGAGCUGCUGUUGGUUCUGGUGGAGGAACUAUCUGGAUGAACAGAGUGAAGUGUAGAGGGAAUGAGAUUCACCUGUGGGACUGUCCUCAUUCCCUGAAGAUCCACACUGACUGCUCCCACACUGCUGGAGUCACCUGUGCAGACAUAACCGUACCUACUACGACUACUGCACCCACACCAACAACCCCCACCCCCACAGUUGUUCAGACAGAGAAGCGACCAGACCCUCCUCCACAAACUCCUCCACCAGCUGUUCCCUCCAUCUAUCCAGUGUCUCUCCUGGUUCUGGGAUCUGUGCUCUUCCUGGCCUUAGUGCUUCUGGUUGUGCUGUUUUAUCAGAACAGAGUGCUCAGGAGAGUGAUCUCUAAGCAGAGGAGGAAGACUCUGCCUGAGGACAUCUAUGAGGAGAUCGACCCCAGAUACGUCACCACCAGAAAUUAUUCUACUCAGCGGAGACGCAUCUUUUCUGAAGGAUAUGAGGAUGUAAGUUUUCACUCGGGAAGUAUCAUCUCUGAAGAUCAGCAUUCAGGAUAUGAGGAUGUGGAUGAGGAUCUUCUCUCAGAAAAGUCUUUGACUGGAGUAAAAGCAGAAUAUUAUGAUGAUGUCAUCACCAGUGAUCAAAUAAGUGUUGCAGAAAAAGAGGAGCUAGCAGAAAACUAUGAUGAUGUCAUCACUGCUGAGCAGAUCACUGAUAGUUUAGCAGAGGAUGCAGCAGAGAAUUAUGAUGAUGUCAUCAGUGGUGAUCAGAAGUCUGAAGCUGAUGUAACAGAAGACGUGUCAGAUAACUAUGAUGAUGCUGUUCCCACUGAACCAAACUCCACCAUUAUGACCAUGAACACACCAGAGGACUAUGAUGAUGUCAUCACUGCUGAACAGGAUGUAGGAGGAGUUAAAGAUUAUGAAGAUGUGGAGGAGGAGCCUCAGACAGAGAUGAAUCAUGUGACUGAGAGACCACACCCACUGUCUUUUCUCAGCAAAUUAAAAUCCAACCUCUUCAGACUCAACAAAUAACUAAUCAUACUACCAAUAUUACCUAUGUUUUGCUUAACACAUCUC
This is a messenger RNA of Astyanax mexicanus (Mexican tetra), 3663 nucleotides long. Its product is annotated as scavenger receptor cysteine-rich type 1 protein M130-like. The transcript has 20 exons. Gene Ontology annotation, cellular component: membrane. Bases 259 to 3618 code for a protein of 1119 amino acids. Lineage: Eukaryota; Metazoa; Chordata; Actinopteri; Characiformes; Acestrorhamphidae. The record is from RefSeq and is a predicted model, not a curated record.